AUGGAGAAAGAAAACCCUGAAUUGAAACCCAGCCCAUCUACAACCAGUGAUGAGAAAAAUGAGAAGACAAGUGGACGCUCAAAGCAAACCGUGCCCACCAAGAAUGUGUUGCACUUUUUACUAGAGAGGCAGCUGGGGAGGCACCGGAGUGAUGUGGAUCUGUCUAGGUGGCUGUGGAUGCUGACAUAG
Molecule: messenger RNA, 189 nt
Organism: Nyctereutes procyonoides (raccoon dog)
Lineage: Eukaryota; Metazoa; Chordata; Mammalia; Carnivora; Canidae
Product: embryonic testis differentiation protein homolog B-like
Exons: 1
Coding region: 1-189 (62 amino acids)
Source: RefSeq, a predicted model, not a curated record